Messenger RNA from Schizosaccharomyces osmophilus, 1005 nucleotides. RefSeq names its product short chain dehydrogenase. Bases 1 to 1005 code for a protein of 334 amino acids. NCBI's taxonomy places the organism in Eukaryota, Fungi, Ascomycota, Schizosaccharomycetes, Schizosaccharomycetales, Schizosaccharomycetaceae. The transcript has a single exon. The record is from RefSeq and is a predicted model, not a curated record.
AUGUUUGGAAAUUUAGGUGAUUUAUGCGCAAAGAUUGCUGGAACAAAUGUACCAGAAUGGUCAUUUCAAGACAUUCCUAAUUUACAUGGCAAAGUAGCUGUCGUAACGGGAUCUUCUAGUGGAAUCGGUUAUGUUACUGCUUUACAAUUGGCAAUUAAAGGUGCAAAAGUUUAUUUGGCAGGCCGCAAUGAAGAAAAAUACAUUACGGCGAUAAAGAAUAUACAAGAAGAAUGCAAAGACGCCGACGUUGUCUUCUUGCAUAUGGAUUUGCUUGAUUUUGAAAGUGUCUAUCAAGCUGCAGAAGUAUUUUUGGCAAAGGAAACAAAACUGGAUCUUUUAAUCAAUAAUGCUGGUAUGAUGUUUGGCAAGUACCAGUUGACAAAGGAUGGCUAUGAAAGGCAAAUUCAAACGAAUUAUCUAUCGCCCUACUUAUUCACAUACCUUCUUAUUCCUGCAUUGCGCCGUGCUGCAGAGCAAUCAAAACCUGGUGAUGUGCGCAUCGUGAACGUUUCCAGUAUGGGCUAUAUGUUUGCUCCCUACAGUGGAAUCUACUUUCCAGACAUUAAUCUUCCUCACGUUUUGGGAGGAGAACAGACACGUUAUGGACAAACAAAGUAUGCCAAUAUCCUUCAUGCACUGGCUCUCGCCGAUCGCCUGGAAAAAUAUGGUAUCUACUCUGUCAGCUUACAUCCGGGUAUAGUGAGAACGAAUAUUUUUCAGAACGCUCAAGGAUUUAUCCAAGGAUCCCUUCACAAGAUCUUUCAGUUAUAUCCUUUUAACCUUGCGGUCCUUGAUCCGAUCUUGGGAUCAUAUACCACAUUAUACGCUGCCACGAACCCCAUCAUCUCUGAACAGAAAUUGAAUGGAUGCUUUUAUCGGGCGGUUGCUCAAAAGUCAACCUGUUACCGUAACCAAGACCCUGCUCUUGUGAAUGAGCUAUGGGAAUUUACCCACCAAAUUUUUGAGAAGCUUCAUUAUCUCCCUUCAAACGACAGUUUCAAGUAA